AUGGAAAAUUGUGAAAGUGGAGAUGUAGGAGAUGAAAGAAGAGAAGAGAUGAAGGUUCCGUUGUUGAAAGAAUAUUCAUCAUCGAAGGAGAUAGAACUGAAAAAUGAUUAUAAUCAAAUUCAUGGCGGUUUACGGAGGAGAGUUUGGAUAGAAUCGAAGAAGUUAUGGCGUAUCGUUGGUCCAACUAUCUUCACACGUAUAGCUUCUUAUUCUUUGAAUAUUAUCACUCAAUCUUUUGCUGGGAGUUUGGGUAACCUUGAGCUUGCUUCAAUUUCACUCUCCAUUACUGUUAUCCUUGGUUUUAACUUCGGCUUAUUGUUAGGAAUGGCGAGUGCAUUAGAGACAUUAUGCGGACAAGCUUACGGAGCUAAACAAUACCGUAUGCUAGGAAUAUACUUGCAACGUUCUUGGGUUGUUUUAUUUCUCUGCGCAAUUUUACUCUUACCGGUAUACAUAUUCACUUCACCGAUUCUUAAACUCUUGGGACAACCAGAUGAUCUAGCUGAACAAUCUGGUCUAGUGACUAUCUGGUUGAUUCCUGUUCAUUUCGCCUUCGCUUUUCAACUCCCAUUACAACGAUACCUUCAGUGCCAACAUAAGACACCAAUUACUGCGUAUGUUUCUUGGUUUGUUCUAGCGUUUCAUAUCUUUGUCAACUGGUUAUUCAUUUACAAACUCGGUUUCGGUAUUAUUGGAGCUGCUGUAACUAUGAAUAUUUCAUGGUGGAUUAUAGUUUUGGUAUUGUGUUGGUAUGUUGUUUGUGGUGGUUGCCCUGAAACUUGGACUGGCUUCUCUACUGAAGCCUUUUCUGGCCUUUGGGAGUUUUUCAAACUCUCCGCCGCUUCUGGUGUCAUGCUAUGUUUGGAGAACUGGUAUUAUAGAAUACUGAUUUUAAUGACUGGGAACUUGAACAAUGCUACAAUUGCAGUCUCAGCUCUAGCAGUCUGCAUGAGCAUAAAUGCAUGGGAGAUGUCAAUUCCGUUUGCUUUCUUCGCUGCAACUGGAGUAAGGGUUGCAAAUGAGCUGGGAGCAGGGAAUGGAAAAGCAGCGAAAUUCGCUUCCAUAGUUUCAGCCAUAACGUCUUUGAUAGUAGGGCUUUGUAUUUGCGUUCUGAUACUAAUUCUUCAUGGGAAGUUGGCGACCAUUUUCACCUCCAGCAAUAUCGUCAUCGAAGAAGUUGAUAAUCUUGCAAUCCUCUUGGCCAUCACAAUUUUCCUCAACAGCAUUCAGCCUGUCCUCUCUGGGAUAGCGGUUGGUUCAGGAUGGCAAGCGUCUGUAGCUUACAUAAACAUUGGCUGUUAUUAUAUAGUUGGACUUCCACUUGGUGCCGUCCUCGGAUGGGUUUUCCAUCUUGGUGUCCAGGGUAUAUGGAGUGGCAUGAUUGGCGGCACUGCUAUUCAAACCUUGAUUUUGCUCAUAAUCACCAUUAGAUGUGAUUGGGAUAUGCAGGCUGAGAAGGCAAGCUUGCGAAUGACUGCUAAAAAGUAACGAUAUUGCAAAUUGAACCAAAAUGGAUUUUGUCGAAAACAGCAGAGAUGCAUCUGAGGUAGACGUGCAUGUAUGUGCAACACUAGAAGGAGCCAAAUAUCCUCGCUUUCCUGGACCCUGUUGAAUUAUCUUACGAGGCUCUCUUUGUUAAUUGUAUUUAAAUCUGUGGAGUAUGUUUAGGCUCUCUAUUUCCAGAUGGAUGGGAUACUCCUUAAAUAUCCAUAAUGAUAGAAAUGUGAAUCCAUAAGUUGGUUUAAUGGUGUAUGUGAACCCCGAAUUUAAAGAGUAUCCCAUCCAUCAUUAAAGAGUACAUCCCACCUAAUUAACACUAAUCCCUG
Molecule: messenger RNA, 1826 nt
Organism: Papaver somniferum (opium poppy)
Lineage: Eukaryota; Viridiplantae; Streptophyta; Magnoliopsida; Ranunculales; Papaveraceae
Product: protein DETOXIFICATION 27-like
Exons: 8
Coding region: 1-1488 (495 amino acids)
Biological process (GO): xenobiotic detoxification by transmembrane export across the plasma membrane
Cellular component (GO): membrane
Molecular function (GO): xenobiotic transmembrane transporter activity; antiporter activity
Source: RefSeq, a predicted model, not a curated record